AAACACCGAUCGUGUGCAGGUGGCGGAUAUAAGCUAAGCUGUUCGGGUUACCACGGGUAACGAAUAACGAAGCUCUCUUGUAAAUAGAAACAGGUUGAUCAGCAGUUGUAUCCACCAUGGCGUGGCUACAUGUGGCUAUCGGCAGAUCAACAAAAAGCACCCACAGACAAUCAGACUAUGGACAACCAGGAAUGCCGGGUGCGCCUCCAGAACAGUGGAGCGUAUGGAUGGACGGUCCCCCUCCCCCCGACUGGAGACAGGGGAACCAGGUACCCGUGGACAACGAGGCAGCCGCUCCCCCCUCAUUCGGACCGCCCCCCAUGCAGGGGAUGCCUACGUUCCAGGGUUAUGAGGGCGUCGGGGGCUUUAACCAAAUGGCUCCUCUCCCCCCGCCGCCCCCUCCUCCACCCCCGCCAGAACCACCUCAGAUGGAUUUUGGCAACCUGACGUCCAUGGACGAGGAGGCCUGCCGGGACGCCAUGAUUCAGUACGUCAGUGAGAACUGCUGCUUUGGGUCGGCACCGGCCAAAGAAAUGAAAAUCAGCAACAUUGCUCCAGGGCACGCUUUGCAUUACACACUGGAGACGUACACGGAGUUCAGGUCCACGGGGUACAUGUCGGAGCCCUUUAGGGGAGGCUUUGUCGACGGCCCCGAGAACGGCCCUCCUCCCCCUCCCUGGGCUAUCCCCUGCAACUCUGACUCGCUGUUCCUUGACCAACAGAAGCUUAUUGAGGUGCCCCAUACAGCGACUAUUAGGCCGUGCCACGCGUGUGACGCCAGGGGGUACAACCGAUGCUACCGAUGCCACGGGUGGGGGAACGUCAGGUGCCACACCUGCGGGGGUGACGGCGUGCGCAUGGUGCACGUGCAUGAACAAGGGAUGCAGCCACAGCCCUGCUUCUCCUGUGGUGGCGACGGUAGACGGAGAUGUUUGACGUGUGGCGGUCACGGACGCAUCCCAUGCCGGACUUGCCAAGGCUUCAGGAACCUCAAAUGCUACGUCCAACUCAAAGUAACCUUUAAAAACAACAAGGACGACUACAUCCUGGAGAAAACUGACAUGCCUGAUGAGUUAGUGAGGGAUGUGAGCGGCACUGCGAUCUUCGAACAGACGCUCAUGCCGGUGUGGCCAAUCACGUCCUACUUCGUCAGAGAAAUCAACGACAGCUCCAUCAGACUGGUGAACCAACACAAGGGGGCAUUCCCUGGCGCCAGACAACUCAUGCAGCGGCAAGUGUUGAGGGGCGUCCCCGUGACGGAGGUGAACUACAACUGGAAGGAUGUGACGACACGCUACUGGGUGUACGGCAACGAGAGGAAGGUGUACUCACCCGACUACCCCCAACAAUGUUGCUGGGGGUGUACUAUUCUCUAAGGCAGUCGUGCAAUCUCAUCAGAUUAUACCAACAACGUUGUUUCGAUUAUAUUUUCUUCUGAUAUUCAGAGAAGUGUUGCUCGGGUGUUCUAUAUUCUCUAAAGUAUGCUGGUUGCUAGGUCACCCCAAAAGUGCUGCUCCUAUGUGAUUUAUUAACACGUCAUUGUGGGAAUCGUACAACCGAGUCUGCUUUUUAAGCAGAGAUUUAUCAUGAAUAUGAAAAUGAUUUUUAUCGUUUGUAUUUGCAUUAUACACAAUCUAUAUGUUAUAGUGAGUGAGUAUGAUUUUACGCCGCUUUUAGCAAUAUUCCAGCAAUAUCACGGGAAAUGGGCUUCACACAUUGUACCCAUGUCGGGAAUCGAACCCGGGUCUUCGGCGUGACGAGCGAACGCUUUAACCACUAGGCUACCCGACCGCCCCCUUUAUGUUAGGUCCGUGUUUGUUCCGGAUUGGGUGCAAUGUUUGAAGCCUUGUCGGUGGUGCCCGCCCUCGUAUUGCUAAAAGCAGCGUAAAACCAUAUUCACUCACUCACACUAUGCCAUGAAUCUGAUCAUUGCUUCUGUUAAUAUUCUUGUGCCAGCAUUGCAUCUGCUAAAGUAUUCCUCGAACAGUAUUACAACACAAAAGGUAUUGAAUCAGAAUUUCAGGCAUAUUAUAUUUGUUUUGCCAAAUUACGUUAAACAUUCAUGAUUUUAUUUAUCUAUACAUGUGAUUUUUAUACACUGGUGUGCAAAUAUAUUUAACAUUGUUUUUUACAUUGUCAGUAUUAUUCCCUUUGUGGGAAAAGGGUACCUGUUUAAAAAUUAUCACCAAAGACAUAUAUUAUCUAUACAGAUGCUAUGUCGUGAUCUCCCUUUCGUUGUAUUUGAAUAAAGUUCGUCAGUCUGCAACUUACUUAGCAGUUCAAAUGUCUCUCUCUAAGGAGGUGUCAUUCUGCAAUUGAUGAAUUCAAUUAUUUUUAGGGGUUAAUUCUUUGCUAAGAUAUACAAGCUAAAACUCGGAUUAACUUCCAUGAGGUUAAGGAAAGUUAGAUAUUUUGCGAAGCAUAUUAAUAUUGUAAAUGAUAUAUUUUUUUUACCAAGUACUUUAGUAUCCACUGUGAUUCAUUAACACGUCAUAGUGGGAAUCGUACAACCGAGUCUGCUUUUUAAGCAGAGAUUUAUCAUGAAUAUGAAAAUGAUUUUUAUCGUUUUAUAUUUUGCAUUAUACACAAUCUAUAUGUUAUAGUGAGUGAGUAUGAUUUUACGCCGCUUUUAGCAUUAUUCCAGCAAUAUCACGGCGGGGGACACCGGAAAUGGGCUUCACACAUUGUACCCAUGUGGGGAAUCGAACCCGGGUCUUCGGCGUGACGAGCGAACGCUUUAACCACUAGGCUACCCCACCGCCCCCUUUAUGUUAGGUCCGUGUUUGAUUCCGGACUGGGUGCAAUGUUUGAAGCCUUGUCGGUGGUGCCCGCCCUCGUAUUGCUAAAAGCAGCGUAAAACCAUAUUCACUCACUCACACUAUGCCAUGAAUCUGAUCAUUGCUUCUGUUAAUAUUCUUGUGCCAGCAUUGCAUCUGCUAAAGUAUUCCUCGAACAGUAUUACAACACAAAAGGUAUUGAAUCAGAAUUUCAGGCAUAUUAUAUUUGUUUUGCCAAAUUACGUUAAACAUUCAUGAUUUUAUUCAUCUAUACAUGUGAUUCUUAAAUACUGGUGUGCAAAUAUAUUUAACAUUGUUUUUUACAUUGUCAGUAUUAUUCCCUUUGUGGGAAAAGGGUACCUGUUUAAAAAUUAUCACCAAAGACAUAUAUUAUCUAUACAGAUGCUAUGUCGUGAUCUCCCUUCCGUUGUAUUUGAAUAAAGUUCGUCAGUCUGCAACUUACUUAGCAGUCCAAAUGUCUCUCUCCAAGGAGGUGUCAUUCUGCAAUUGAUGUAUUCAAUUAUUUUUAGGGGUUAAUGCUUUGCUAAGAUAUGCAAGCUAAAACUCGGAUUAACUUCCAUGAGGUUAAGGAAAGUUAGAUAUUUUGCGAAGUAUAUUAAUAUUGUAAAUGAUAUUUAUUUUUUUACCAAGUACUUUCGUAUGUCUGCGAGGGUAUCUGUUUUCUGUGUGUAUAUACAUAUGUGUCAAAUUUAUAAUACUAAUGGACCGGUCAUUUAUGACAGGGUGGGAUGUUUUUGAUGCAUUAAUGUAUUGAAAACAAGGCAAAAAGUGAGCAGGGCUCACUAAAACAUCCCGACCUCGACUCCAACAUAUUUCAAAGUUCAAAACAGGAAAAAAAUCAUAUCGUUUUCUGAAAUACAAAUAUCAAAAUGAAACUUUGCUCCGCACCUCCUCUACUUGUAUAGAAACUGCAACCCCAAUUGUAAACGAAUCCAGGAAGUAGUUUUUAAGAAAAUACACACAUGAAAAUCAAACUUUGCACUGCACGUCUUCCAUUAAUAUGGAAUGGAAACUGUUCCCUAAAUUUGAAAAGAAUCCAUGAAGUAGUUUUCAAGCUAUAAUUCGCACAAAUGUUUAAGUAAAAUCAUUGUAAGUAAAAGCUGUAUUUUUACAGAAAACCCAAAUAUUGAAAUCAAACUUCGCAAUGCACCUCCAAUAGAAAGUGUUCACCAAGUUUCAAAAGAAUCUAGGCAGUAGUCGCACACACAAAAUCUUCGGAAGUACCCACGGAAUUCCUUGGUAUAACUUUAUACCCCCGCCCCUUUAUGUCGGGAGUACAGUAAAGACGCUCCCCUAAUGCUUGUCUUAUUUCGAUGACCCUCCCCAUGUCCUUGUACAUAUUUUACAUGAUAUUUCCAAGAUAUAUAGGAUUAAUCCCAAGGAUAAGAGUUUUGAAUAUCACAAAUAAACGAGGGGAACUUAUAAACCGAAAAAAAGAAACUUAAAACAGCAUUUAUCAACAUUUUUAUGUUUCAAACAUACUUUGCAUGAACCUUGGGAAACGCACGUAAAAUAUCUGUUGCUGACGUACGGUAUUUGAAAACGACAUUCUUAAAAGCACUGUGAUUCAUCAGGGCCUCUGUAGCCUCGUGGUACACUCAUUUACACAUUAAUUUUCAAAAUAUUUUACAAUAGAUCUGCUCAUGUGGCAACGUGAGUGUUCUUCCGCAUUAAUGACUUGUAUAAAGAGAAGCAGUUAUUCAUGUUAUUCGUGUUUUGUUUAACAUUUCAAU
This is a messenger RNA of Haliotis rufescens (red abalone), 4531 nucleotides long. Its product is annotated as protein SSUH2 homolog. The transcript is spliced from 12 exons. The record is from RefSeq and is a predicted model, not a curated record. Bases 117 to 1376 code for a protein of 419 amino acids. Lineage: Eukaryota; Metazoa; Mollusca; Gastropoda; Lepetellida; Haliotidae.